This is a messenger RNA of Arabidopsis lyrata subsp. lyrata, 1434 nucleotides long. Its product is annotated as putative F-box/kelch-repeat protein At5g03000. Bases 151 to 1314 code for a protein of 387 amino acids. Lineage: Eukaryota; Viridiplantae; Streptophyta; Magnoliopsida; Brassicales; Brassicaceae. The transcript has a single exon. The record is from RefSeq and is a predicted model, not a curated record. Gene Ontology annotation, molecular function: protein binding.
UCCCGAAAUUUAGGGUUUAGCUUAGUCGUAGCAAACAUGCGUUGAUGCUACGGAGUAAAAUAUAUAAAUAAAUUGAAGGUAAAAACGCAUCUAUAUAAAAAAUCAAAGCACAAACCCUAAAACCUCCCAGAAAGGCAGAAACAGAACACAAUGUUUGCCUCGUGUCUCGAGAUUGUUUUUUUCCUUGCCGGAAGACAUAAUUCUCAAUUUUCUUCGUCACCGGACGAAAAUGAGACGAAGAAAUCAUCAGACACUCCUCCGACAGUAUUUUUGUCGUUACCCGACGAAAUCAUUCUCAAUUGUUUGGCUCGUGUCUCGAGAUUCUAUCGUCCAUGUCUAUCCUUGGUCAACAAGGAUUUCCAAUCUCUCAUCGCUUCUCCUGAUCUCGAGGCCACGCGAUCCCGAAUCGGAGUAACAGAGAAGUACCUUUAUGUCUGCUUAGAGUCGAAUAAGAACAACCCUAAUCCUCGCUGGUUCACACUUGCACCAAUUCCCAAACAACAGAAGCUGAAACCUAUCCCUUUAUUUCCUUAUCGACAUCCCACAUCAUCAACUGUUGUCUCUAUUGGUUCAGAGAUUUACAUCAUCGGAGGCUUCGUUAAGGGAAGGAGAAGCCAGAGAGUGUUGGUUCUAGAUUGUCGAUCUCAUCAAUGUCGUAGACUCCCCAACAUGCAUCAACCUCGAGUUUCUGCAGCCGUUGAUGUCAUCGACGGUAAGAUCUACGUGAUUGGAGGAUACAAGUCUAACAAUAUCGACAAUUGGGGAGAGGUUUAUGAUCCAAAGACCCACACGUGGGAGCCAAUAUUACCCACAACACUUGAUCUCACCACUCAAAAGAGUGUGGUUCCAGGUAGCUUGGUAAUGGGUGGGAAAGUCUAUGGCAUGGUUGGUUUGAAGGUUAACUUGAACCCGAAUAUUUGUUUGGUAGAGAUAGACAACAUGAUGUGCCAAAUAUCGGUUUGCAAAGGGAUAUUACUUUGGUAUGAUUCAGAGGAAGAUUUGGAGUGGAGUAGGGUAAGAGGACUUGAAGGACUGCCCCGUAGUUCAUAUUUUCCUUGUUAUCUUGUUUCGGUUGCAAAUUAUAACGGAGGAAGAAGAGUGAUAGUUUGGUGGAAGUCAGUGGUGUUUGGCCGUCUAGGUCUCAAUUGGACUAAGGAAUGUAAAACGGAGAUUUGGUGUGCAGAGAUAUCGUUGGAGAGACGCGGUUUUGGAGAGCUUUGGGGAUUUGUCGAAUGGUCAAACAAUGUGUUUACUUACGACGGAUGUGAUUCUCCUUCAGAUUUCUUUCUGCAUUCGGCUUUUGUGACUUAUUAAUUUAGUAGGAUGUUUUUUAGUUUUGAGAGAAUUUUAGGAUUUGUGGGAAUUUUUCUUUAACAUUGAUCAGUUUUGCUUUCGAUUAUUAAAAGUUUCGUAUCAAUGAAUAAUUUAUCAGUU